Molecule: messenger RNA, 2586 nt
Organism: Pungitius pungitius (ninespine stickleback)
Lineage: Eukaryota; Metazoa; Chordata; Actinopteri; Perciformes; Gasterosteidae
Gene: csdc2b
Product: cold shock domain containing C2, RNA binding b
Exons: 4
Coding region: 624-1091 (155 amino acids)
Biological process (GO): regulation of mRNA stability
Cellular component (GO): cytoplasm
Molecular function (GO): mRNA 3'-UTR binding
Source: RefSeq, a predicted model, not a curated record
UUUGUAUCUCACUUCACACACAUGCUGGCAUUUGGUAUUUACUCUUAUUCUUAUUUUUAAUUUUUUCGGACUUUGCUGCGUUCAGACAUGCAUGUCAUUCAAACGAACCAUGGUAGAUACAAAUAAUACCUCUAAUCCCACUGUUCCCCUCAACACAGUAUGCACAUUAGGAACGGAAAAAGGUAUUUUACAAACACGCACGCGCUCGUCGCCGCAUCACGCCAUCGGAAUCUCCGCCAGCUGCGCAGACUCACCAGCAGUUCGCGUCGUCACAUCAGGGUUCUCCGUUGGACUGCGCUGAUUUAAUCGACUUAUUUAUUUAAUAACUCGUUAUAUAACACACCCCGACUUAAGACGCUCACUCACACGCGCGGAUCGCCCUCCACCUACAGCGCACCCAAUGCGCCCGUAGUCCUGACAGACCUGAAGUGACAGCCCUGACCUGGAUACCGUCUGUGCCUCCUGUCCCCCUCUGAGGCAGAAGAGCUCACAGACAGACCAGCGGACGCACGCCUGCAUCAGCGCUCCAUCGGCAGCCUGCGGCUUGAACAGUAGCGGCAGCCUCCGAACCGCACCCACGCGCCGCCUCCCCUCGACCCUACCUCGUCCCAGUCACUUCUGACAUGGCAGACCCCGGCCUCACGUCGCCCUCCAGGACCCCGCUACGCUCCCCCAACGCCUCUCUCAGCCUCUCCUUCCCCUUCCUGAGGGAGGGUAGCCGCAUAUGGGAGGAUGGGAAACAGCAGCCGCUGCCUCGGGACUUGCCCAGCCCGCUGCCAACUAAACGCAACCGCACCUACUCAGCUACGGUACGUGCUACCUCAGGUCCCGUGUUUAAGGGCGUGUGUAAGAACUUCUCCAGGUCACAAGGUCACGGCUUCCUCCGACCGUCCCACGGUGGAGAAGACAUCUUUGUUCACAUCUCAGACAUCGAGGGGGAGUACGUCCCAGUAGAGGGCGACGAGGUCACGUACAAAGUCAGUCGAGUCCCUCCCAAGAACCUGAAAGUGCAGGCGGUGGAGGUGAAGAUCAUACAUCUCAACCCAGGGACGAAACACGAGACCUGGUCUGGGCAGAUCAUGAGCUCGUAGACCUGAACUCAGGGCCCGGUGGGCCUCGCAGGGCAGGGUGGGGGAGGUUGGACAUGUGGUCGGACCGAUAACUUACAACUAGUGUUAAAAUCCUUUCUUUAAAAGCAUGUUUUACCUACGCAGCAAAGUGCCCGGGACGAUUCGUGUGUCGUUGGUGUUUAACAGCUGUCCACUGCACUGAGGAAUCCGCUGUGUAUGUAAGACUGACUAUUUAUUCACCUUUAGGAAAGAAUCAUUUUUAAAAUGUCGUUCUAUUACUGUCAUGAUUUAAGUCCGAUUUAAGAUAACGGGGUGAUAGGCAAAGGAUCAAGCUGGAAAAGGCUUGAGGGCCUCAUUCUUUCACAAGGAUCAGCUGUGUUAAAGUAUAAAAACUGUCGGUCAUAACUAUGGACUAAGGACAGAAUUCCGUUUCCCUUUUUUGCGUCUGUUGUGCUUGUGUUUACUUCACCAGCGUUUCCAGGACGUCGGGUGCAAGUGUGAGUCAGAUUAUCACAGCCUACACACUUUAGACUUUGGUCGAGAAGAAGUUUUGAAUUGAACAAAGAUAAGUUCUAAAAGCAAGUAGUUGAGGGAAUUGAUGUUGAAAGGAUUUGAAGGAUUGUGACCUUGAGUGAAAAGCUGAUGAAACGACAGGUAAACCAUUCUUACAGAAGUAAAUCCCUGCUACACAAAUGAAAUCAACCUAAUGUCCCUAAAUAUGAACAGUUGUAGGUUUGCGCCCAGACAGAAAGUCUAUUGAGCUCAUGUUGGGUGUCAGGUCAAGUUCAAUGUUAUGAAGUUUGUAUUGGGCAUGAAGGGGGAGGGGGGGAGCGGGGGGCAGGAGUAUCACAGGCAGAUCGCAUUAAACCGAGCAUGAAUAAAAAAGUAUAUAUUUAAAAAAAAGACACUACUGUGAAUGGAAAGGAGUAUUUUCCUGGAAAACACAUAUCCUUGGUUGUGUGUCUUGUGUUUGGUUCUUUAUUUUAAUGAUUUAUUUGAUGAUUUAAUCAGAUUUGUGUUUGUCGUCAGAUUUUAAGUACAGUGAAAACUUCCAAAAUGGAAACUGCCAGAAGAACUGCUCCAGACGUAACUGUCGGGUUUUUCAGAAUUUGUUUUGUUAAAAAAUCUGUUUUGAAAAUCUUUGGGUCCAGAUAUUGCUGAUAAAAAAAACUAUUUGUAAAUCUCUUUUUCUAUUAUCAGAAAAACAUGUAUCUGCGUGGUUUAUUAAAUGUAGUCAGCGUGAUGGUACACAACUUCAUAGUUGGCGCCAGAAGAGGUCAACGUCACAACAGCGCUGUUCGUAGUUAUUCAGGUUUUGCUCAGUGUGCUGUGGGUCAUUUUCUAUUACGUCUGUUCCAUGGAGCAUCUAUGCAUCUUGUCUGUAUGUCAGUGCCACUGUCUGAACAUUUUAGAUUUAUUUAAAGACACAUUCUUCUGUGGACGAGCCACGGUGGUGGUGAUCCCCAUGAUUACUUUUGCUGAGCCUUGAAAGAACAUUAAAGCAUUCUAUGAUUCA